AUAGUAUCGAGAAGCUCCAGACCCACAACAGAGGCUAUCUCACAGUACGUCGAUCACCUCCUCAAACCGAUCGUACUUCUACAAAACAGCUACAUACGGGACUCGAGUAAUUUCAUCAACCUACUCGAAAAAACCACUUCAAACAAGCUGCCACACUUGUGACAAUCAACGUCACGCCAUUAUAUAUGAACAUACCGCAAGACGAGGACAUACAAACCUGCACCAAUAUGCUACUCAAACACUACGACUGGGACCAAAACCUUGGCUACAUGACAGAGACACUACUACGCCACAUACUCAGAGACAAUGUCUUCGCCUUCGAUGGCCAAAUCUACAGACAACUAUUCGGUGUGACCAUGGGCACGCAAGUCGCACCCACACUAGCCAAUCUCUUUAUGACGAAACUCGAAGAACUUUUCCUCAAAAACAAACCGAUCAAACCCCACAUCUGGAAGAAAUUCAUCGACGACAUGUUCGUCGUAUGGGAAGAAAUCAAUCAACAACUUGACGCCAUGAUGACCAAACUCAAUCACAUACACCCAACAAUCAAGUUCACACACAAACAAAGCAACACCGAAGCCGUCUUCUUAGACGUACACGCCUACGAAAGCGCCUGCUUCGAUGCCACUAACGAUUUAUUGGACAUCAAGACACACUUUAAACCGAAAAAAAAUGAUUCCAGUAUCUCGACUACAGUUCCAGUCAAACUUGGGUCACGAAGAGAGUCAUUGCACUCGGCAAAGCAAAUUGAUUUCUCCGAUCGACAUCCGACCCGACCGAACUCGAUCGCAUCAUUACCGAUCACAGACGCAGACUCGCCCGCAGAGACUACCCGAAAAACAAACGAUCGAGAUACUCGAACUUAUACCGUUCAAUAUGAGACAACAAACACUGUCCUCUACGACCGCCGGUGCCACUGCGACCGAGCGAUAUUGACCUCGUGUCGGAUGACAGACUAAAAUAAGCAAUCAAACCACAAACACAGCAGCGACCGUAGACACAACAAACACAACAAAACACCGACAUGAUCAACACAACCAGAUCAA
Molecule: messenger RNA, 1046 nt
Organism: Corticium candelabrum
Lineage: Eukaryota; Metazoa; Porifera; Homoscleromorpha; Homosclerophorida; Plakinidae
Exons: 1
Coding region: 186-959 (257 amino acids)
Source: RefSeq, a predicted model, not a curated record